UGUGGGUAUUUUGCAAGAUUUUUCCACUUUUGAAGUUUCCCACUGACUUCACAGACAAAGCAAAGAUGUGUUCAAGCCACAGUGGAGUCCUGCUUAGCAUCCUUUGCCUUUGUGCAAUCAGUUGCACAGAGGUCUUUGGAUUGUCUUCAGUAAUCAGUGUGAGAAAUGGAGGCCCAUGGGGCGAGUGGGAGUAUCGUGAAAAUUGUCCUAAAGGAUGGAUUGCCUAUGGAUAUGCUUUGAAGGUAGAUGACUCCCACGGAAGUGGAGAUGAUACAGGACUGAAUGGAAUACGGCUGUUCUGUAAGGCAUCAGUAGUAUCUACUGAGACACAUCGUAUUGAAUCGGAGAGUGGCCAGUGGGGCACAUGGAAAAACCCAACGUGGUGCCGGAAUAGUUUUCUCAAAGCAUUCAUAUUGAAAGUGCAGCCUCCUCGGGUGAAUGGUGAUGAUACUGCAGCCACCGACAUCAAGUUUAUAUGCGCUGAUGACACAAUAGCAAAAAAUGAACCGGUCAUGGCAAGCUGGGGAGAUAAAAGUGGUGACUGUGAAAAGGGCAUCUCUGGCAUUCAGACAAAGGUGCAGCCACCACAAGGAGAUGGAGAUGACACGGCUCUGAAUGACGUCCGUUUUUUCUGCCGUUAAAUUCUGAGUCUGCACAGAACACCUUAGUGGCUUGUUGAGAAGGGACUUUAAUAUUUACAUGAUAGAGAUAUUUAAACUAAUAUAAUGCUUUAUGGGUUAAUAGGGUAAACAUGUUUAACCAUUUUUUGUGGUAAAUAUCCUAGUUACUAUAAUGAUUAAAUAAGAACCUUACAUCAUUAAUGUUAUUAAAGGAAUAGAUUCAAUAUUUUUCAAGUCAAAGUUAUUUCUUUACAAACAUACUAUAUAUGCAUUUGUCAUGUGAAACUGUGUUCUAAACUUAAACACUUUCUCUAAAUUUAAAUAAAAUAUCUUGCCUGCACUAGGGCUUUACAUUGGGUGCUAUGGGGUACGGAGGAAAAACACCAUGCCCGAUACCCUCCAUUGUAAAGCACCAGUGUAUAUAAGAUAUUGUUUUAAUUUAUAAGAAGUAUUUCACUUUAGAACACAAUUGUAUGUGACAAUAAAUAUAUAUUAUGUUUUUGAAUAAUUAACCUUGACUUGAAAAAUAUAAACUAUCCUUUAAAGCAAAAUGCAAUGCAACAAAUGAUCUGUUUAAAUGCUUAAUAAAGUAUUCUGUGGGCCCUUCUCCAUCCCUACUAAUGGUUGACUUCCUUCAAUCAGACAUAAAAUGUAAAAGAGUAUAAAUAAGAACAUUGUACUUAAACAUUAUGUUUCGUAGCAGACAAUAUUAAAUCUUAAACUUAUCUGAAUUUCAUUGUCAAAAAUAAAUUCAUUCCUUAG
Polypterus senegalus (gray bichir) is the source of this 1382-nucleotide messenger RNA. RefSeq names its product vitelline membrane outer layer protein 1 homolog. The record is from RefSeq and is a predicted model, not a curated record. Bases 66 to 641 code for a protein of 191 amino acids. NCBI's taxonomy places the organism in Eukaryota, Metazoa, Chordata, Cladistia, Polypteriformes, Polypteridae. The transcript has 6 exons.